Messenger RNA from Mercurialis annua (annual mercury), 833 nucleotides. RefSeq names its product FAS1 domain-containing protein SELMODRAFT_448915. The coding region runs from base 67 to 792 and encodes 241 amino acids. The transcript has a single exon. The record is from RefSeq and is a predicted model, not a curated record. NCBI's taxonomy places the organism in Eukaryota, Viridiplantae, Streptophyta, Magnoliopsida, Malpighiales, Euphorbiaceae.
ACCUUCUCUUUAAAUCACACAAACACUUCACAUUCAGUUGCUUUCACCACAAACCCUAAAAUAAAAAUGGCAAAUGAUCAUUACAUCACAGUACUAUUACCGUUCCUUCUUCUUCUUACAGCACCUCUUAUAACUACAGCAACAGACAAAAGCCAUGCACUUGACGUCGCCAUUGAUGAAAUGACAACAGCUAACUACUUUACCUUCGUAACUCUCAUCAACAUGUCUCCUCUCGACGACAGAAUUCAAGGAAAUGUUACGUUCUUGAUGCCGAACGAUCGAAUCUUGUCGAAAUCGACAAUCCCUGAGAAUUCUCUCUUUGAUUUUCUUCUUCGUCACUCGAUUCCUUCGCCUUUGCUUUUCGAACAUCUUCAACGUAUACCCUCUGGUUCUUCCAUCCCGAGCUCGGAUUCCGGUUUCAUGCUGGAUAUCAACAACAAUGGCAGGAAGAGUUAUUAUAUUAAUAAUGUUAGAAUUAUUAGCCCUAAUAUUUGUACUGCAGGGUCUUCCAUUAGAUGUCAUGGGAUUGAUGGAGUUUUGUUAGCCGCUGCUGAUAAAAAUGUGUUGCCGAGUUGCCCUAAUGCUACGAGUCCGGCGGUUGUGGUACUUUCGCCGGCGGCUUCACCGGCGAAUGAUGGAGAUCAGAUUAUUAUGGGCGGUGCUCCACAGACUGUGCAGGACGGUGACGGUCCGAGAAAAUCAUCUGCUUCUCAUGAAAUGUCGAUGAAAUUAUUUGUGAAUUUUUCUGUUUCUAUGUUAGUAAUAUUGGGUUUCAAUUACAUACGGUUGUAACUUUCAUGAAAUUAACUGAAGUUUAGAGUUAAAAUUUUCUA